GUUGAAGGAAGAAGCCAUGGUCAUCCAUUGGCUUCUCUUGAAAGUUGUAGUGCUUGGGGCUGUAUUGGGUCCAUACCACAAUCCCUUAGCAGCAGAAGCUGCUGCUGAUGAUCCAAUCACGAAGCCCGGAUGCCGGAGCACUUGCGGAAACCUCUCGAUUCCAUACCCCUUCGGAUCGCGCGACAGUGAUCCCAGCUGCCGUAAUGGCCCUUCCUCAUUUGAGGUCGAUUGCGAUGACUCUACCGACCCUCCAACGCCUUAUUGGUAUGACAAAAGUAGUAACUUGCAAAUACUCAACAUCUCUCUCGAGGAUCACGAGAUGCGGAUAACCAUGUUCAUCGGUCAAGACUGCUAUAACUCUGCUCCGUACGCUGCUAGAUCAAGAACAAUUCCCAGUCUGGUGUCUGGUCAAUUCCCCAUAUCCAACACCAAGAACAAGUUCACCGGUGUCGGUUGCGAUACGGCGGUGUACUUCUUGGACCGCCGUGGGGAUUUCGCUUUUGGAUGUAUGUCUUUAUGCAAUGACAUUGCCGAGGUGACUAAUGGCUCGUGCUCAGGUAUCGGUUGCUGCGAGACGAGCAUACCUAGAAACUCAUUCGGCUACAAUAUCUCCAUUGCCAGCUUUAAAAACCAUACAGAUGUCCUGCGUUUCAACAAUUGCAGCUACGCUUUCGUCGCAGAGAUCGGUUUCUACAACUUCAGUUCUGGUGAUCUUUGGCGACUUGAACUCGACAAGGCCCCCCUAGUUCUUGACUGGGCAGUAGGGGAUAAAAAUUGCUCCAUCGCCAAGAAGAGCGGGGACUACAUGUGCACUAAUAACACCCGUUGUACCGAUGCUGAAAAUGGACGGGGGUACAAGUGCGCUUGUUUAAAAGGUUUCCAUGGCAAUCCGUAUCUCGUGAAUGGUUGUCAAGAUAUUGAUGAAUGUGCUGAUUCAAAUAAGAACCAGUGCGAUGAAGUCAAUGGACAGUGCACUAACGUUGUUGGGAAUUAUACUUGUUCAUGCCGAAAGGGUUAUCAUGGUGAUGGCUGGAAGGAUAGGCAAGGAUGCACUGCUAAUGCAUCACAUUUGGUGCGGAUACUUGUCGGUGUUGGCGCGGGGAUAGCAGUCUUGCUAUUCAGCGCAGGCUUUCUGUAUCUGGGAAUCCAAAAGAUGAAACUCAUCAGGCUCAAAGAACACUACUUCAAGCAAAAUGGUGGCUUGCUCUUGCAGCAACAAUUGCAUGAACGGGACAGAACCACCAACACCACGAAAAUCUUCUCAGCCGAAGAGCUAGAGAAGGCCACGAACAAUUACGACGUGAGCAGAAUAGUCGGCCGAGGUGGAUAUGGUACCGUUUACAAAGGGUUAUUGCCAAAUGACACGGUUGUCGCGAUCAAGAAGUCCAAACUCGUGGACAAGACACAAAUCGAGCAGUUCGUUAAUGAAGUUAUAGUGCUUUCUCAGAUUAAUCAUCGUAACGUGGUCAAGCUUUUGGGAUGUUGUUUGGAGACCGAAGUGCCCUUGUUAGUGUAUGAGUUCGUGAACAACGGAACGCUGUUCGACCACAUCCACAACCGCAACAAGUCCUUCAAGAUGUCCUGGGACACCCGAUUGAGAAUUGCUUCGGAUACUGCCGGUGUCCUUUCAUACUUGCACUCCGCUGCUUCCAUUCCCAUAAUCCAUCGCGACGUCAAGUCGACAAACAUCCUACUGGACGACAACUACACCGCGAAAGUUUCCGACUUCGGAGCUUCGAGAUUAGUCCCACUUGAUCAAGCCGAAUUGUCCACUCUAGUUCAGGGGACAUUGGGAUACUUGGACCCUGAAUACUUGCAAACAAACCAACUGACCGAAAAGAGCGAUGUUUACAGCUUUGGGGUUGUGCUAGUGGAGCUGAUAACCGGGAAGAAGGCGCUUUCUUUUGACCGGCCUGAGAAAGAGCGGAACCUCGCAAUGCAUUUUCUUUCGGCAUUGAAAAACAAUCGAUUGUUCCAAAUUGUCGACGGAGUGAUUGCAAAUGAAGGGAACGACGAGCAAGUGAGGGAAAUUGCGAAUGUUGCAAAGAGAUGCUUGAUGGUAAAAGGCGAGGAGAGGCCGACCAUGAGGGAAGUGGCGAUUGAGCUGGAGGGAUUCAAAGAGAAAUCUAGUCAUCCAUGGAUGAGUAACGUUGAUUUGCAUGGAGAAGAGGCGCUUCAUUUGCUCGGAGAGAAGACCCACCCCACUGUGUACAUGGAUGGUAUUGAGACCAUGAACACUGGGGCCUCGGAUAGCAUGAAGAACCUUGUCAUGACACCAGUUAACAGUGGCAGAUGAGAUAAGAACAACCUCCAGUUGUUCCUUCUUCAUCAUGACAUUCUUAGGCAUGUAAGAGAACUCUUGAUUACCGUUAUAAAAUAGAUGCCACUAGUACUAGGGGAGUUCCGUUUUAGCUGCUGGGGUUGAGUCUUUGUCUGUAUUUUGGAUCCA
Molecule: messenger RNA, 2449 nt
Organism: Rhodamnia argentea
Lineage: Eukaryota; Viridiplantae; Streptophyta; Magnoliopsida; Myrtales; Myrtaceae
Product: wall-associated receptor kinase 2-like
Exons: 3
Coding region: 17-2296 (759 amino acids)
Biological process (GO): cell surface receptor signaling pathway; protein phosphorylation
Cellular component (GO): plasma membrane
Molecular function (GO): protein serine/threonine kinase activity; ATP binding; calcium ion binding
Source: RefSeq, a predicted model, not a curated record